CAUAUGUUUUAUUUUAUAGCCUGGACUGUACUUUCACCGUCAUUCCCAAGAACGGAAGAGCUCUAUCCCUGAACGUUGUUUACAUGUUAACUGAGAUCAUUUUUUUUGUCCUGUCGCUGAUCCCGUUACAUUGACAUUUGAUUUUGAAGGUUCACACCAGAAAUGUGGUGUAGGAUUCCACCAACUAGAGAGAAACAACAUUCAAUCCAGGGUUGUGGUGAACUUCAAGGCAGACGGUAUCGGAACGAGGCCAGGCUGGUUGAUGCAUUUCACUGAGAAAGUUGCCGUUACCUGUGAAGGCGAUCCUUGCAAUGGUGGACACUGUGAUCGCUCCAGUGGCUCAAUUGUGUGCACCAACUGUCCGUCCGGGAAAAUAGGGCCACGCUGUGAUAUAUAUGAAGUCAUCAUCUGUGAGAGAGAGACAGGUGUUAUUGAAUGCCCUGCGGGACAAGUCAUCGACAUCCAGGAAGCAUUUUAUGGUAGAGAAGAUCAAAUCACGUGUUUUUAUGAGAACGAGCUAGUGACAGAGACCAAUUGCUCCUCCCCGUCAGCUCUGGAGGGAUACGGAAACCUCUGUAAUGAUAAAACCACCUGCAUGGUGACAGCCAGUAACAGUGUCACAGGAGAUGAUCCGUGUCCUGUUGUCUACAAAUAUGUACGGAUCAGACACACAUGCAUUG
Messenger RNA from Pecten maximus, 680 nucleotides. Its product is annotated as L-rhamnose-binding lectin SML-like. The annotation marks the transcript as partial. The transcript is spliced from 4 exons. The record is from RefSeq and is a predicted model, not a curated record. Gene Ontology annotation, molecular function: carbohydrate binding. Lineage: Eukaryota; Metazoa; Mollusca; Bivalvia; Pectinida; Pectinidae.